UGCAACAAGGAGGUACCUGAGAAGCAAACAAAUUGCCUCGACGUUGCUAUGAGACUAUCCGAGUAUGCUGUCAAAGUUUUCGACCCAGUCAAGUUCAAGGUUUCAACUGCUUGCAAGAAAAUUGGUGUGUGUGGAAUUUAA
Entamoeba invadens IP1 is the source of this 141-nucleotide messenger RNA. RefSeq names its product chromosome partition protein, putative. The transcript has a single exon. The record is from RefSeq and is a predicted model, not a curated record. The annotation marks the transcript as partial. Lineage: Eukaryota; Evosea; Mastigamoebida; Endamoebidae.